Molecule: messenger RNA, 348 nt
Organism: Salarias fasciatus (jewelled blenny)
Lineage: Eukaryota; Metazoa; Chordata; Actinopteri; Blenniiformes; Blenniidae
Product: histone H4
Exons: 2
Coding region: 11-322 (103 amino acids)
Cellular component (GO): nucleosome
Molecular function (GO): DNA binding; protein heterodimerization activity; structural constituent of chromatin
Source: RefSeq, a predicted model, not a curated record
AGAACUGAAAAUGAGCGGCAGAGGAAAGGGAGGGAAAGGUCUGGGCAAAGGAGGCGCCAAGCGCCACCGCAAAGUCCUCCGUGAUAACAUCCAGGGCAUCACCAAGCCCGCCAUCCGCCGCCUGGCCCGCCGCGGCGGAGUCAAGCGCAUCUCCGGCCUCAUCUACGAGGAGACCCGCGGCGUGCUCAAGGUCUUCCUGGAGAACGUCAUCCGGGACGCCGUCACCUACACCGAGCACGCCAAGAGGAAGACCGUCACCGCCAUGGACGUGGUCUACGCUCUCAAGAGGCAGGGACGCACUCUGUACGGCUUCGGAGGCUGAACUGCUGCUGCAGUCACAACCCAAAG